GUGUGUAAUAAUUUAAUUCAGUUUAACAUAACACGCAUUGUACACAUGGAAUUUUGCAAAUUCUGUUCUGCAUCGUCGUCUUCAUCACUCAAAGUCUGCAACAGUACAGUAAAAUUCAAAUUCCUGAUUCUUGAUCACAUACAGGCUGAUAUAUGAUCGAUGGCAACAAUGAUACAGAUCACGAAGAACACUAAUCCUCGUAUAAAUCGAACCUGAUCAGGUAUCAUCUUCCCCAUAUCCACAAAACUUGCAGAAAAAAAUGAUCAAACCCUCCCCCAAAAUCGACAUUCCCGGCGGCAUGAGAAAACCCCUUUUUCUUGCAGCUCUUCUCUUCACCUUCACCUACCUUUUCCUCUUCAAUUUCUACCAGCGCCGACCUUCCGACGUAUUCUCCUCGUACCUGACAUGGCCGCCGUCGUCGCCGCCGCAGACAUCCUCAAUUUCUCCGACCAACCUCAGCCACCUCGUCUUCGGCCUCGUCGGGUCGGAGCGCGCGUGGCGCCACCGGAAAGCCUACAUCGAGUCGUGGUGGCGCCCCAACAUCACUCGCGGGUUCAUCUUCCUCGACAAAGCUCCCGGCCAAGACCUCCUGCCAUGGCCGGAAUCCUCCCCUCCUUACAGGAUCUCCGACGACCUCUCGAAAUUCCUCGGAAAAUCCGAAUGGACGGCGCAGAGGAUCAUUCAUGGGAUAAUGGAAACUUUCAGGGAAGAUCGUGACGACGAGAAUCUCAGGUGGCUUGUAAUGGGAGACGAUGACUCGAUUUUUUUCGUCGAUAAUAUGGUGGAGAUUCUCCGGCGUUAUGAUCAUAGGAAAUAUUAUUACAUCGGGGGUCACUCGGAGUUCAUCCUGUCCAAUUAUUGGUACUCUUUCAGCCAAGGAUUUGGCGGCGCCGGAUUCAUUCUUAGCUAUCCGUUGGCUAAGGUUCUCGCCGGAGACAUGGAAAAUUGCCUCGAUCGGUACCGGAGUUUAAAGGCGGCGGACCUUAAUACCAUGUCUUGCAUUGCCGAUAUCGGUGUCAGCCUCACCGCCCUCGACGGCAUUCAUCAGAUCGAUCUCCGCGGCGACAUAUCGGGAUUUUUGUCGGCACACCCCAAGUUUCCAUUAAUGUCGCUCCACCACUUCGACAUGGUGGAUCCAAUAUUCCCCGGCAAAAACCGGGCGGACGCCACGCGCCACCUGAUGAAGGCGGCGGCGACCGACCAGUCCCGGAUGCUGCAGCAGGCGGUGUGCCACCUCCGGCGGAACGGGUGGACGUUUUCGAUCUCUUGGGGGUACUCGGCGCAGAUCUACGAGAGGAUAAUGCCCCGCAGUUAUCUACAGUACCCGAUCGAGACCUUCAGAACCUGGAACAGAAGUCCCCGGCCGCCGCAUUACAUGUUCAACACGCGCCGCCGCUCCGGCGACCCCUGCGAGGCGCCGCACGUGUUCUUCUACGAGACGAUCGACGGGACGUCGGAGAAUCAGAUUCUGACGAGCUUUUCUCGCGCGUGGGCGCGUGGGGGAAUCGGAAGUUGUGUCUCCGGCGGGAAUCAUUCCGCCGAUUCGGUUUCCAGAAUUAGGGUUUAUUCACCCGCCGUUAAAAGAUUUCAGAUUGAUAGAUGUGAAUGCUGCGAUGUGGUUGCUGAAGAUGGAGACAGAGUGGAUUUGGUGUUGAGGGAGUGUAAUCCAGAUGAGAUCAUUGCUUAGUAUAUAUAUAUAUAUAUAUAUAUACAUAAUUAAUUUGAAUUUUGUAUGUUCAUUUGUACUCCCUCUGUACUAAGUAAG
This is a messenger RNA of Andrographis paniculata, 1765 nucleotides long. RefSeq lists its product as uncharacterized. Gene Ontology annotation, molecular function: acetylglucosaminyltransferase activity. The record is from RefSeq and is a predicted model, not a curated record. Bases 260 to 1687 code for a protein of 475 amino acids. Lineage: Eukaryota; Viridiplantae; Streptophyta; Magnoliopsida; Lamiales; Acanthaceae. The transcript has 3 exons.